This is a messenger RNA of Danaus plexippus (monarch butterfly), 606 nucleotides long. RefSeq lists its product as uncharacterized. The coding region runs from base 1 to 606 and encodes 201 amino acids. The transcript is spliced from 2 exons. The record is from RefSeq and is a predicted model, not a curated record. NCBI's taxonomy places the organism in Eukaryota, Metazoa, Arthropoda, Insecta, Lepidoptera, Nymphalidae.
AUGAUAAUUAGACAACUAAAAUGGAACGAACGUGGACUCAAUGUAAACGACGAAAAUCUGAGUCAUCUCCGUUUUGUAGGCGAUCUAAUAGUGUUCUCCGAAUCUCCUAAAACAUUACAACAUAUGCUACAACAGGUAUCAGACCGGAGUGAAGUAGCGGGGCUAGCAAUGAACCUCGCGAAAACAAAAGUUAUGAAUAACUCACCGAAGCCACGAAAUUUUGCACAUAAAACAAACGUCUGCCAGAAUAGUAUAGAGAGGAGUGCGAUUGGAAUCAAGAGAAAAGGUAAAGUUAGACUAACAGAUAAAAAAGAAAACACAAUUUACUCAGGCCUAUUCAUUAUAUCGAACACAGAAAUGGCGAUGGACAGGACACAUGGUAAGGGAGAACAAGGGAAGUGGACGAAAAUUGUAACAGAGUUGUACCCAAGAGAUGUUAAAAGAAACAAAGGACGACGAACUAAAAGAUGGGAGGAUGACAUUAAAAAAGAGGCUGGUCCAGAAUGGAUCCGAGUAGCAAAAGACACAAAGAUAUGGAAAUCUUUAGAGGAGCCCUUUGUCGAAAAACAAGCUGUUUUUAAGCCGAACGCCGAUACGCGCAUUUAA